Molecule: messenger RNA, 1948 nt
Organism: Medicago truncatula (barrel medic)
Lineage: Eukaryota; Viridiplantae; Streptophyta; Magnoliopsida; Fabales; Fabaceae
Product: 8-amino-7-oxononanoate synthase
Exons: 11
Coding region: 315-1736 (473 amino acids)
Biological process (GO): biotin biosynthetic process
Molecular function (GO): pyridoxal phosphate binding
Source: RefSeq, a predicted model, not a curated record
UUAAUGUUAGUUUUACUUGGAAACGGAUGAAAAGCUGAAAACCAAACAUCUAAUUUAGUUGUGUGUGACCGUUAAUCACGAGGAGGAAGAGGAAGAGGAAGAAAGUUGAAAAGUGUGUAUAUUUAACAGUUAUCACAAUUCUGACUCUUAGAAACAGCUACUGGUUAAAAGGAUCAUCCAUGUUCCACGUAACAACCAACCAGUGACUAAGUCCAUGUUAGCAGCCAAAAGCCAAACCAACCAACCAACCAACAAACCAAAACCUUCUUCUCUUCUCUUCUUUUGUUUCUGUCAAACACUAACUUCAUUCAACAAUGGAGACACCGAUACCAAUUGCAUGGUGGGAAAAAUGGGUCGAAGAGGCACUAACAACCCUUGAUUCUCUCAGAGUGCUUCGAUCUCUUAGACCCAUUUGUCUCCAACGUGUGGUAGAUGAUCAUGCGUUUCAAGUGUUUGAUGAAAUGCAUCAAUGGGACCGUUCUUCUGUUGAAGUUGAAAUUGGUGAAACAACAUUUAGGAAAUGGAUGCAUGAUACCCCAAGUUCAGGUGAAGAGAUUGUUUAUGGUGCAGCUUCUGGCGAUAAUGAACCAGGGGUAUGUCAUGAGAAGUUUAGAAAAUUAAUUUUAUUUUCUGGAAAUGAUUAUUUAGGCCUGAGUUCCCAUCCGACUAUUGGAAAGGCUGCUGCAAAGGCAGCUCAAGAACAUGGGAUGGGACCAAGGGGCUCUGCUCUUAUUUGUGGAUAUACCAAUUAUCACAGGCAGCUAGAGUCGAGCUUGGCAGAUUUGAAAAAGAAAGAGGAUUGCCUUCUUUGUCCUACAGGAUUUGCUGCCAAUAUGGCCUUGAUGACCGCAAUUGGAAGUAUUGGUUCUCUCUUAGCUGGGAAUAGCAUACCUUCAGAUGAUGAAAAGAUUGCUGUCUUUUCUGAUGCACUAAAUCAUGCGUCAAUAAUUGAUGGUAUUCGUCUUGCUGAGCGACGAAAAGGUGUUAAACUAUACGUAUAUAGACAUUGUGACAUGUCCCACCUCCAUACACUCUUAUCUCAUUGCAGUAUGAAGAGAAAAAUUGUGAUAACCGAUAGCUUGUUUAGCAUGGAUGGGGACUUUGCACCAAUGGUUGAGCUUGCAGAACUCCGCAAGAAGCAUGGUUUUUUGUUAGUCAUCGAUGAUGCUCAUGGGACAUUUGUUUGUGGCAAAAAUGGUGGCGGUGUUGCUGAGGAGUUCAAUUGUGAGAAGGAUGUGGAUAUUUGCAUUGGUACACUAAGUAAAGCUGCCGGCUGCCAUGGAGGAUUUAUAGCGUGCAGCACAUCGUGGAAGUUAUUAAUACAGUCAAGAGGUCGUUCAUUUAUAUUUUCAACUGCUACGCCGGUUCCAGUUGCUGCUGCUGCUCAUGCUGCUGUUAGAGUGGCAAAACACGAGACAUGGCGUAGAAAGGCCAUUUGGAACCGGGUGAAAGACUUUCAUUUGCUUACAGGAAUCCCUGUUACUAGUCCCAUCAUAUCCCUAAUCGUUGGCACCGAAGACAAAGCACUGCAAGCAAGCCGGCAUUUAUUACAAGCUGGCUUCCACGUGACUGCAAUCAGACCACCAACUGUGCCUCCUAAUUCCUGCAGGUUGCGAGUGGCCCUCAGUGCAGUCCAUACAAGGGAAGAUUUGGAAAACUUAGCAGCCGCACUCUCCAAUUGCAUCAAUUUCCAAGACACACGGAUUUACGGCUGCAAUGGCUAUGCAAGACUAUAGCUCUACAUUCUAUCAGGAUGAAUUGCAUCAGUAUGAUUAACUAUCCAGGAACAAUAUAUAACCAUUACUAGCAUUAUUAACGGUCUAAUUUAAGGACAUUGCUAUUGUAGUGGUUUUUUCUCCUCUCAUUUUAUUUUCCUUAUUGGUAAGCUAUUUUGUCAACAUUUAGAUAAAUAAUUUUGUUAUAUGAAAUCAUAUUUACAUGUUUUUUA